This is a messenger RNA of Ambispora leptoticha, 181 nucleotides long. The record is from the annotation of a GenBank genome assembly. NCBI's taxonomy places the organism in Eukaryota, Fungi, Glomeromycota, Glomeromycetes, Archaeosporales, Ambisporaceae.
AUGAUUGUGAUGAAUCCAUCAAUGCCACACGAAGAAUCAAAUAUUCUAAAUUUUAUAUCUGCUAAUGAUGAGAUCAAAACAACAGAAAUUACCUUGUCGAAUUAUCAAAGUUCAAUGUAUACAAGCAGAUUAAUAAACACUAAAGAGAUUAAAUUAGCAUAUGAAUCAGCUAAAUUUAGAG